Messenger RNA from Nicotiana tabacum (common tobacco), 561 nucleotides. NCBI's taxonomy places the organism in Eukaryota, Viridiplantae, Streptophyta, Magnoliopsida, Solanales, Solanaceae. The record is from RefSeq and is a predicted model, not a curated record.
AUGGAGCCUUCCACCAAACGUGGUUUUCCAUCAACUGAUGAGGAAGUUGUGGGCUUUGUGAAAGAUGCAGAAAGUAUAGUGCAGAAAUUGAUUGGAGGAACAAAGGAGCUAGAUGUUAUUUCAAUCUUUGGAAUGGCCGGACUCGGUAAAACAAUUUUGGCAAGGAAGGUGUACAACAAUCCCUCUGUUGCUAAUCACUUUGAUAUUAAGGUAUGGUGUACUGUCUCACAAACAUAUAAUGUGAAGACAUUGUUAGCUGAGAUUCUUGAACAAACAACAUCUAGCAAAAUCAAAAAGGAUAAUGACAUAGCUGACAAGUUGUGCAAGAGUCUAAUAGGCAGGAGAUAUCUCAUUGUAUUAGAUGAUAUAUGGGAAGUCGAGGCAUGGGAAGAUUUGGGAUUAUGUUUCCCUAAAGGUGAAGAUGGAAGUAGAGUAAUUGUAACAACUCGAAUUGAAGAAGUGGCUAAGCAUCUUCAACACCGCAGUGAUCCUUAUUCUCUUAGAUUUCUAACAUUGGAAGAGAGUUGGGAAUUAUUGCAAAAGAAAGUAUUUCGAGGAUAG